AUGGUCCAACAUCUCAAGCUCACCUACUUUGACAUCAAAGGCCGCGCCGAGUUGAGCCGCAUGUUGUUCCACUAUGGCGACGUCGCCUUUGUGGACGAGCGCCCUUCGCCCGCUGAAUUCGGGGCAAUGAAGCCAUCACUCCCAAAUGGCCAGCUGCCUGUCCUUGAAGUAGAUGGCGUUGUCUACGCUCAGAGUAUGGCUAUUGCUCGGUACGCGGCCAAGAUGGCUGGACUGUACCCCAGUGAUCCCGUGAAGGCCCUCAAGUCUGAUAUGCUGUCGUACACGAUUGCUGAGCUGAACACCGAGUGCACCGACUUUCUGUUCUUCACCCCGGAUGAGAGCGAAAAGACCAAGAAAAUGAACGCCUACAUCGAGAAAAGCGUUCCCAAGAUGCUUGCUGUGCUGGAAAAGCUCGUGGAGGGAAAGUUCCUUCUUGGUGACUCCAUCUCUUUUGCUGACGUGCAGACCUUUGACUAUGUCGAAAACGGCAUCAAAUCGAUUUUCCCGUCUUUUGAAGUGACUGCAUUCCCGAAGCUGGAGGCUCUCAUCAAGAAUGUCGCAUCGGACCCGAAGAUCGCAGCAUACCUCGCGAAGAGUAAGUAA
This is a messenger RNA of Peronospora matthiolae, 603 nucleotides long. The record is from the annotation of a GenBank genome assembly. NCBI's taxonomy places the organism in Eukaryota, Oomycota, Peronosporomycetes, Peronosporales, Peronosporaceae.